CUAGGGUUUAUCAAUAAGGUUCGGGCUUCUUUGCGCGCCUUGCUCUCUAUCCUCCCUCGUCACCGCCAUGGAGGAGGCUCCUGUGUCAGCUGCAGCGCUAUCGACGUGCUGGAGCAAUGUAGUGAAGAGCCAACAACCUCUAAAGCCCCCUCAGGAUGAUCCUCUACCGCCUGGCCGAGUUUUUGUGGAGACCUGCAAAUCCUCUGAUGGCAUAUCAGUGGCUGUUGUUGACGCCAACGCCAUUAUUGCCGGCGGCGAAAGGCUUCACAAUUAUGCCGACAAGUUCGUUUCUGUUGCAGAAGUUAUACAGGAAAUCCGCGACCCUGUCUCGCGGCACAGGCUCUCACUCAUCCCCUUUAAUAUCGAACCCAUGGAACCCACUCAAGAAGCCAUCAACAAAGUUAUCAAAUUUGCAAAGGCUACUGGUGAUCUACAGACUCUAUCAGAUGUUGAUCUCAAACUCAUUGCUCUGACUUAUACUUUAGAGGCUCAAAUCCAUGGAACAAAGCAUCUCAGGGACAUCCCGCCGCCUGUUCAAGUGGUAAAUGUUAGGAGAUUGCCUGAAAAAGACAUGCCUGGAUGGGGUUCCAAUGUGCCCAAUUUGGAAGAGUGGGAAGCACUAGAACAUGAGACUGAGGACAAAUCAAAUUCCAGUUCAAGGAUCCUUCCUUUGCGAGACUUGAACUUGAACUUGGUUCCGCAAGAUAACCAUUCUGAAGAUCGUUCAGCUGAACAUAAGAGUGAACCUCCUCCUGAAAAUCUAGAGCGUGGUGAGUAUGGCUCCAGGAAGCCUGGGAGAAACUUCCAUAAGAAAAAGGAGGUAAACAUUGAAGGGAAGAAGAUGGUUGCUGAUGGAAUCGAUGCAUCACAAGGACAAUUUGAUGAUAAUGCUGGUGAUUGGAUGCCUGCUGUCAGUAGAAGCACUCAUAGGAGAUAUCUGAGAAGAAAAGCUAGACGUGAGGCAUUGUCUCACAGUCAGGAUCAACAAGAUUUGGAAGAAAACAUUGGUGGUGCUGUUGAGGAUGGCAGAAGUUCAAAUCAGCUUGUUCAUCAAAGUGAUGAAAAAAGUCAUGUUGAAAAUGCUGAUUUUGAGGAUCACAAGUUGGUGAAAGAGAAGGAAGAAAGGGAAAGCCUCCCAGCAAGUCUGAAGAAAAUGAGUCUGGAAGAAGGAGCUUCAUUGGAAGUUAUUGAUGGAGAAGACAAACUUAAUGCAUGUUCUGAAGAACUUGAAUCAAACGAUUCUAGACUUUUGGAAACUGUUUCCAGUGGUGAUGUAACCAUGGCCACUAAACCAUGUGAGCUAGAUACAGUUAAUGAUGAAUCAAAUCACUUUGAGGCUAUAAGCGAGACUAGUGAAGCCUGUGAUUCUUCAUUUGUAGAUGAUGAUAGUAGUGAGCAGAGUUGGAUGCCUAGAUCUUUGUCCGAGUCAAGUGUAGCCUGUGUGACUGGUGACUUUGCAAUGCAAAAUGUUCUUCUACAGAUGGGCUUGCGUUUGCUAGCACCUGGAGGAACACAGAUCCGAGAGCUGCACAGAUGGAUACUUAAGUGUCAUGCUUGCUACGCUGUUACUGCUGAAAUUGGGAGGAUUUUUUGUCCUAAAUGUGGCAACGGUGGCACCUUACGUAAGGUGGCUGUUACAGUUGGUGAAAAUGGAGUUAUUUUAGCAGCCCGUCGACCAAGAAUUACAUUACGUGGCACCAAGUUUUCAUUGCCUUUACCUCAAGGCGGAAGAGACGCAGUCACAAAGAACCUCAUUCUGCGGGAAGAUCAGCUCCCUCAAAAGCUACUCUAUCCUAAAACAAAGAAAGCCAACAAGCAGGAUGAUGAUUUUUUCACUCCAGAUAAUAUCUUCAGCCACAACACAGAUAAGAGAGCUCCUUUCCAGCCUCCUGUAAGGAAUGCAUUAGCAGUUUUUAGUGGAAAGAGAAAUCCUAAUGAUAAUCAUUAUUCCCGUUCUAAGCAUAAGUAGUGGAUGUCUGAUUGGAAUUUUGGUCUGCUUUUCUGUUUUUUCUGUUUUCUCUUUUCUUUUCUUUUCUUUGCUUUUGUUUUCUUUUUCUUUUUUUAUUUUCAAGAAAAUUUCUCAUGUAUCUUUCCAAGUGUUGUUUUUACCCCCUCUUGUGCUGGACAAAGCAACUGUUUCGUUGUAAAAGCGUAUUUUUGGAAGAACUGUUAAA
Messenger RNA from Neltuma alba, 2174 nucleotides. Its product is annotated as RNA-binding protein NOB1. Gene Ontology annotation, biological process: maturation of SSU-rRNA. The coding region runs from base 68 to 1969 and encodes 633 amino acids. The transcript is spliced from 5 exons. Lineage: Eukaryota; Viridiplantae; Streptophyta; Magnoliopsida; Fabales; Fabaceae. The record is from RefSeq and is a predicted model, not a curated record. Gene Ontology annotation, cellular component: preribosome, small subunit precursor. Gene Ontology annotation, molecular function: RNA endonuclease activity.